Clupea harengus (Atlantic herring) is the source of this 3331-nucleotide messenger RNA. It is a transcript of the gene ptger1a, whose product is annotated as prostaglandin E receptor 1a (subtype EP1). Gene Ontology annotation, biological process: adenylate cyclase-activating G protein-coupled receptor signaling pathway; inflammatory response; positive regulation of cytosolic calcium ion concentration. The record is from RefSeq and is a predicted model, not a curated record. Gene Ontology annotation, cellular component: plasma membrane. Gene Ontology annotation, molecular function: thromboxane receptor activity; prostaglandin E receptor activity. Lineage: Eukaryota; Metazoa; Chordata; Actinopteri; Clupeiformes; Clupeidae.
CAAAAUAUAUUCAAAUUGAAUUCAUGCUAAAUAUAAAAGUGUGUACCACCUGUCCCUUAUACAAUUCAGUACAUCAUAUUAGAUCAUUUCAAAGAAACUUUAAAAGAGAACAAAAUGCAGGCUUUAUAACUAUCCUACACAUCUUACGCAAACAUAUAAGGAAGGCAAUCUCUCCUUUGAGUGCAUUUACCGCUAAAACCUCCUCAUCCUCUUCCAGCAUUUAAGAUGAUCAGUCAGUGGCUCAUCAACAUCUGCCUAUAGUAUAUACAACUAUACCGUUGAUGCACUGAUGUGGUAGGGACAUUUAAAAUACUCAGACCUUUACACCUCUGAUGAACUGUGAUAAACAUUAUUGUAUACACAUUGGUCAGGAGGUGAGUCAGUUGAAAUAUGGACUGAAUAUCAAUAAGUUACACUACGACCUGACUCAGAGAGCCGCCUAGGGGUUGUACUGAGUUGCGCGUAUAUAAAACGCCAGAGUACUUCUUAGGUAGUUUCAAGUAAGCAGCAUUGAGUUCAAGUCUCCCUGUCUGUGUUGCAACACGAUGACACACUAGUUAGCCCAUUAGAAAGUGGGAUUAAGUAACAAGACUUUUGAAUUACACGACAGUAAAAGUUUUAAAGGACAGUUUAAUUGUGCAGUUACCGGUUUUUUUUUAUAAUUAGUGUUUCGGAAGAUCUCGACGUGCGCUUUCCGAUCUGGAUUAUUUUAAGAACUGGAAUCUGAUCGACAUCUCGAAUCAUCGACACAGAGGAAACGUUUGACUCUUCAGUGUGGAUCGUGCUUUCCAGGGGAUACACUAAAUAAUGCAUCCCGUCUCAUUGCUAGCUGCCCCGAGUCCAAAAGCCCUAUGAUGUUAUCCAUGGAUCACUGCAACUCAUCCGGCUGCCUGCCUCUCCAUCCUCUCUUCAACCAGAGCCAGCGAGAGGUAGGGAUGGCCAUGACCUCCCUCACCCGGGGGAACUUCUCUCUGUGGAGGCCCCCCGCCAGUGGCCUCAUAGUGGCCGGCCUGUCCAUGACCCUGGGCAUCCUCUCCAACAUAGUGGCACUGAUCAUCCUCGCUAACGCCUCCAACCACGUCCGCAGGCGCUCCAAAGCCUCCUUCCUGCUGUUCGCCACCUCCCUGGUGGCGACGGACUUUGCCGGCCACGUCAUCCCUGGUGCCUUGGUCUUAAGACUCUACCUGUCAGAAGGAACCUCUCCGCAGGACUACGAGUCUGCCGACCCUCUGUGCCAGUUCUUGGGUGGCAGCAUGGUGUUCUUCGGCCUGUGCCCACUCUUCCUGGGCUGUGCCAUGGCCGCCGAGCGCUGCCUAGGGGUCACCCAGCCACUGCUGCACUCCUCUCUCGUCACCACCACGCGCACCAAGGUGUCGCUGUCAGUCAUCUGGCUGGCAGCAUUAUGUGUGGCUCUGCUGCCGUGCUUCCAACUGGGCUCUUACACCUAUCAACACCCGGGCACCUGGUGCUUCAUCAAUGUGCUGGAGGACACGAAGCAGGCAGACGUGGCAUUUGUCCUGCUCUUUUCAGGCCUCGGCCUGGCAUCGCUGGCGGUGGCGUUCGUGUGUAACACCAUCAGUGGACUGACGCUGGUACGAGCUCGAAUGCGCAGGAGGACAUACAACCGCCGCUCUGCAAAGUCGCACGACAUCGAGAUGGUGGUGCAGCUGGUGGGGAUCAUGGUCACGUCCUGCAUCUGCUGGAGCCCCCUGCUGAUCUUUGGCCUCAUCACAGUACACAGCAGCAUCAUGGGACAAGACCUGUCCACCUGCAAGACUCUGAUGAUCAUGGGAGUCCGACUGGCCUCCUGGAACCAGAUCCUGGACCCCUGGGUGUACAUCCUGCUCCGGCGGGCUGUCCUGAGGAAGAUUUAUAUCAUCACGAAGCGUCAGGCGGACCUGAAGGCCAGCACCUUCCGCCGUUGGGAGGUCAGCUCCUUCCCCAACUCAGAGAAGAACGCUGUCAACAAGGUCUGAGACUGCUGGGAAAACAUUCGUUUUGAAGCCCCAAUGGGGAUACAGAGGAGCUCCAUGUAUUUCUGCCCAGAUUCCAACUAUUAACUCCGACUUGUGGAGUACUGACUGAAGCAGAGCAAAGAGAGUUAACACUGCACAAGCAUAGCAUCAGUUGUAGUUGGAUAUGUACAGAACUAAUCUCAAUAAGAUACUUCUUCAUACUAAGCUUUUAAUGUCCUCCAUUCUCCUCUGUGCCAUCUCUUCUACAUGGGUAAUCAGUGGUUAUUCAUUCUAAAUGACAGAGGGACAUUGACUGAUGAUUGGUGCAAUUCUUUUUUCAGUUUUGCACAGUAAUGAGGGUCAGUAAUUAGUCAGUACAGGGACCAUGCCAUAGUAGGUAUUACUGACACUAUUGACUUUGAGGACAGGACACCUUAGGUCGUGUAGGAUUCACUCACUGAAUGGAAACUAGCUUAGCUGUAGCACACACGUGUUUGGACACCAGCCGGGACCUUUUCAGUGAAGGGGUUUUGAAUGUAGAGAUGGAUAUGGUCUUCUAAUGCACAUAGGAGUCCUGAGUCCCAAGUGUUUGGAUGCCGGGUUGUCUUGUCAAUCCACAGAAAGGUCAUGACAUUAGCAUUAUGUGAUUGCAUAGCAUUCAUUUUAAAUGACUGGAUUAUCAUUAUUGUCAAAUUCAAUUAUGAAUGUUGCUUCAAGUUAUUUGGAGAGUAGACUUCAAUGAUAUUGUCAUUGAAAUAAUACAUGUUUGUUAGCAGCUUGAGCUGUGCGCAUUGUGAGCAAUGUUUUAUCAAAGACAAUGGAAAACUGUUUUGUAUUCUUUUUUUGCUUAUACAUGUGUAUAAGUUUCUGAAUGUACAUUAGUAUGUAAGUAUAUGUAUGAAUGUAUGAACGCAAUGCAUAUUUAUUGCCUGUUUUAUCUCCUCAAUUCUCUGGGGUAAUUUUAUAACAAAGUAAAAUGUAUAAACCUCAACUAAUUGUCUCAUGUAGUCAUGAGUUUUGUGAUGCGAGAAAUAAUAUAUUAGAUUAAAAUGAGUUAAUGAAUUAAUUCAUCACACAAGCUAAUUAAAGAAAUCAAUUCGCUGUAUUUGUAUAGAUGUAGGAUUACAACAUGCUCUACAUUUUGUGUGGUUUUGUUUCAGCAUGGGUGUGUAACUGUUCAGGUAAACAAAUGAAUUCUGUCACAGUGACAGGCAAAACAAAUCAGGUGAAAUCAUCACAGCCACUGGUAAAGUUCUCUACUCAGUAAAGGCCGAAAUAUACUUCUACGACUCCGUUACUCUGUGGUCACACAGUUGCCGGGACGGACUCGUUUUCAUUUAUGGUUCUCCGACAGUUGUGGGUGUUGCAAAGCAAUU